AUGGGUAGCCCUCACGGUCCAGCUUCGACCCUUGAGCCAAGUUUCGAUUGCGUGAUCGUUUAUGUAAAGGACGUAGACAAGUCGGUGGAGUUUUACGAGAGGGCGUUCGGUCUGACUGAAAGAAGGGAAGAAGGUCGCCGGAAAACCAUGUGGGCGGAGAUGGAGACGGGGGAAACGACGCUGGCGUUCACAGCGAUCACGAACGCGCUGGGAUACGAGCAGCGCGACGUCCGGCUGGCGGGCGGCAUCGAGCCGCCACACGAUCAGAGCGACACGCCCCCGAAUGUCGUCAUCAGUCUGAUGUAUUCUGACGUGCACGCGGCGUACCGUCACGCGGUGGCCAACGGAGCGCUCGGGAUGGCGCCCCCGGAGAACAAGCCGUGGGGGAUGACGGCAGGGUACGUGAAGGAUAUUGACGGCAUCCUUGUGCAGCUCGCAAGCCCUGUCCGGGGUCGCACAUGA
Molecule: messenger RNA, 462 nt
Organism: Klebsormidium nitens
Lineage: Eukaryota; Viridiplantae; Streptophyta; Klebsormidiophyceae; Klebsormidiales; Klebsormidiaceae
Source: the annotation of a GenBank genome assembly